UAAUUAUAAGCAAAGAAAGUGUUCAAUUCAUCCUAUUGUAUGCGCUAAGGUACGGUCUUCUCUUUCUAAUCUGUAUCUCGAGGAUCGAACAUGUCUUCUUCUUCUUCUUCCAUUUUCACUCCAAAAAAGUACGACGUAUAUGUGAAUUUCAGAUCAGAGAACGCUAACAAGACUUUUGUUAGCAAUCUCUACGCGUCUUUACAUCGGAGGAAGAUCCACACUUCAUAUGUGGAUUUUGACGAUCCGAAGGGAACAGAAGAAAUUUCACCUGGAAUGGUUAAAGCAAUAGAAGAAUCAAAACUAGGUAUAAUUAUUUUCUCGGAAAAUUAUGGUUCUUCCCCAAAGUGUUUGGAUGAGCUUGUGCAUAUAUUGGAAUGCAAUAAAGAAAAACAGCAAUUUGUUAUACCAUUGUUUUACCAUGUCGAUCCAUCACAUGUACGGGACCAAUUAGAGAGUUUCGCGAGGGUGAUUAAAUGGAGGAGAAGAGUUUCGGAAGCAAAGAAGACCGAUUUAACUACUGCUCCUGCGAUUAUUUAUGAGACAGGUGGGGAUGAUGAUUUCAGAAGUUUAGUGCAAGCGUUGACCAGUGGUCAGUUUACUUCUUCUACAGUUAAGUAUGAACCAGAUAGGGUGGAGAAAUGGAAAUUAGCUUUGGAAGCAGCAGCCAAUCUAAGUAGUCUGUCUACUUCUUCAACGAAUGUGUCGGAGUCCGAAUUGGUUGAGUUAGUUGUGGAAGCUGUUGUGAAUAAAUUGGAACAACUGAAAUCAUUAGAUAACACAUCACAAUGCUUGGUUGGAAUCGAACCCCGUGUGGAGAAAAUCGUAUCCUUGCUACACAUUGGUUCACCCGAAGUUCGUAUUAUAGGAAUUUGGGGAAUGGGUGGUAUAGGCAAGACAACUCUAGCUCGUGUUGUGUAUGAACGAGUUGCUUCUCAGUUUGAAAGUAGCUGCUUUCUUGAAAAUGUUCAGGAAGUAUCAAGGAGUCGUGGACUAAAUAAUCUACGGAAUGAGCUUCUUGCUGAACUGUUUGAGGAAGAAAGUGAUCAAUAUUUAGAUAACUAUUCGUCUUUUGGGUCGACAUUGUUAGCUUAUCGUCGUAAAAGAGUUCUUACAGUUCUCGACGAUGUGAAUAAUUUAAAUCAAUUUGAGCUUUUAGCUAGAGACCAUGAUCUGUUUGGCUAUGGAAGUAGAAUUAUUAUAACAACUAGAAAUAUGCAAGUGCUUAGAAAUAUUGGAGCUAAUGAAGUAUAUCGAGUUGAGGAAUUGAACCAGGAAGAUGCUUUUCAACUCUUUUGUUCGAUUGCAUUCAGAGAAAGCAAUUUCUCCAAAACAGAUUAUAUAGAAUUUUCAGAAGAGAUUGUAGAUAAUGUUCAAGGACAUCCAUUAGCUCUUAUUGUUUUAGCAUCCUGUUUGAAAUACAAGAGCAAACAAGAUUGGGAAAGUGCAUUGACAAAGCUUAAAAAAAUUCCCAACAUAGGAAUUCAAAAUGUGCUGAAAAUAAGUUAUGAUGAACUAGAUAACUAUGAAAAAAGCCUAUUUCUGGAUGUUGCAUGUUUUUUCAGAAGUGAGAACAGAGAAAUUGUGGAAAAUGUACUCGAUUCCCGAGAUUUCUUUACUAGUAACCAGCUGAAUGAUCUCAGGGACAAAUUUCUAUUGACGUUCGAUGCGCACAAGAAUAUUAAGAUGCAUGAUUUGAUAGCUGAAAUGGCUUGUCAAAUUGUUCUUCGUGAGCGUAAAAAGAGUAGGUUGGUUACUGCUGAAGAUAUUCUACACAUCUCCAAGCAUAGUACAGAAUCUGCUGCUACUCAUGUUGAAGGGAUAUGUCUUGACAUGUGUGAAAAUAGAGAAAUUCAAUUCAGUCCUUCAGUCUUCAAAAAGAUGAAUAGUCUAAGACUGCUCAAAAUUCAUUUUAGCAACCCAGAGAAAUGUAAAGUGAAUUUCUCACCAGGGUUACCUUCUCUUCCUAAAUCGCUUAGGUAUUUGCACUGGGAUGCAUCUCCUUUGAAAUCAUUGCCGGAAGACUUUCCAUUGGAAAAUCUUGUUGAGCUUAUCAUGCCAUAUAGCAAUUUUGAGACAAUGUGGGAUGGAGACCAGGAUCUUGUAAACUUGAAGAAGAUCGAUCUUAGUUACUCUGUUCGAUUGACUCACAUUCCCAGUCUCACUCGAGCUCAAAAUUUACAGUAUCUAAAACUUGAAUAUUGUAAAAGCUUAACUGAGCUUCCUUCUCAUUUGCAACAUCUUCCGGAGCUUACCACUAUCUCUCUCAGUGGUUGUUCUUCUCUUGACAAGUUUCCACAACUUCCAAAGAAACUAAAAAGUUUAUAUAUGAGCGGAACAAGCAUAUAUGAAGUGCCUUCGUCAAUUGAAUAUCUCACUAAUCUCGAGGUACUAUUGCUGAGUGAUUGUGAAAGGCUUGAGAGCUUGCCAACUACCCUUUCUAAAUUAUUAUCACUUGAGUAUCUCAACAUGGAUGGUUGCUCAAAUUUGUCGCGUCUACCUGAAAUCUUGGGACCAAUGGAAGAUCUGAUGUUUCUUUUUUUGAAUAACACAGCAAUCAAAACGCUACCUUCUACUAUUGAGAAUCUUGUCAAUCUUGAAACACUAGAUCUGCGGAGGUGCCGCGAACUUGAGCUGAUCCCGACAAGUAUAUACCAGUUAGAAAAUCUUAAACUUCUCAAUGUUUCCGGUUGUAUGAAACUAAAUAAAUUGCCUCCAAUGUCUGUCGGUUUACAGUCUUUGAGUCGACUGAACCUGAGUGAUUGCAGCUUGUUAGAAAUUCCUGACCAGCUUGGUGCCUUAGCCUCAUUAGAAAGUUUGGAUUUAAGUGGAAGCAUAAUUGAUAGAGUACCUACAAGUAUAAAUAAACUUUUGAAGCUGAAACACCUUGACAUAAGCAACUGCAAGAAUCUUCGAGCCUUACCAGAGAUUCCAUUGUUUGUAGAGUUUGUUGAUGCGCAUGGUUGUAUAUCAUUGAAAACUAUGUCGACUGUAAGUAAGUUAGCCCUUACACAAGGCUGGGAUCAUUUUCCUGUUCGUAGCGAGGAGCUUGUAUUUUUUAACUGCCUAAGAUUGGAUCACAAUGCGCGCAACAACUUGAUGAAUGAUGGCCGUCUAAGAAUCUUGCGCAUGGCAACUUUCUCUCGCUCAAAACAAGUACCUGAAUAUUCUUCUGUUAGCAUUUGUUAUCCUGGGUAUCAAAUUCCAAAGUGGUUCAACUACCGAUGCAGGGGAUCUUCUAUACACGUUAAGCUUCGUCCUCAAUGGUGGAACUCCAACUUCUUGGGAUUUUCUCUAUGCCUUGUUGCAGCGCCUUUUUCAGAGUGCGAUUCCCACACACAAAUCCAUUUCCAUUGUGAGUUAAAAUUCCGAGACAAGAAUGGUAAAACUCAUACAUUCAAAAGCUUUUUGAGGGGUUAUAGUCAAGAUAAUGAUGAAGAUACAUCUAUAAGAUGGCUUAACUCAGAUCACCUGUUCCUAUGGUAUGAUUACGGUUUGUGUCUUCAUGAACUGGAAGCAGAUACCUUUACUGAGGCAUGGUUUGAAUUUUUUGCAAUAGAUAGUUGGGACAGAAAAGUAAACUCCUGCGAGGUUAAAAAGUGUGGUAUCCACCUGUUAUAUCGCCAAGAAGCAGCGAGAUUUGGUUUCCCCACUGGUGUGUCUGAGCAAAGUGAUGAAAUAAUCGAAAUAUGUGAUUCUGAUAAUGAUGAUGAUGAUACAACCAUGAGUGCUGGAAUAGACUAUGAUAACAUCAUGAAUGAAGAAGAAGAAGACCAACAACCUACGGAAAUAUACAGAAGAAAAUCAAAUUUCUCAGGAUGCGCCUGGAUUAUUUCCCUCAUUAAAGAGUUCUGCGAGCAUGGUUUUGUGAAGAAAUCUGGAUACGACGACCACGUUACUCUUGGUGAUGGGCUACGACAGCAAGGCAACACGUCGACUUUUAGAGCCACGGAAGCCCACAUUGAAAAGCACUUUAAGGAGAACUCCAUGCACUCUAUGAAGUUAAAAGUCGAGGAAUUAAACCAAAAAGCCGAACAAAUAUUAAAGCUUUUGAUCAAAUAAUUACAGUGAGUGGUCAUUGAUGUGUCAAGACUGGUUACAUUAAUUGGUAUCAGAAUACAAGCAAACUAUGAAGUUAAGUAUGUCUGAAGCCAAUGGCCUUAUUUUUCGCUGCUAAAGUUCGCUUUCUCGCCAAGGCUGGGAUUUUGUUAUCUUUCUGAGUAAUGCCAUUUAUUGUGGUUGAAUCUUUUGCUCUGCCGGAAGUCUCCUCCUCCACUGCAUUGCAGUCGUUUCACAAACAAGGUAAUUUGGUGGGAAAUUCACAAGAUUAGCAGGCUAGCCAAUUUUGCAGCUCACAAUCUUACUAAAUGGGUCCUUGGGAUAGGGAAAGUUUGCUAGGUGUAUGUUAAAUUCCUCAUUUUUGACACACCAUUCUUUUCUUUUACAGAGUUCAUUGGUGGGUGGUAAUGUUCAUGGCCAUGUAAUAGUUUAUCUCGAAAAAUCAUUACUAGCCGUACAAAGGUUAAAAUAUAAGAGCAGUCCCAGUCAGUUUUGUAAAUAAAUUGAUUAAUACAUAUUCUUAUCGCCAACUGAGUAAUGAUUAUUUGCUGUGUCUACUAUA
Molecule: messenger RNA, 4618 nt
Organism: Humulus lupulus (European hop)
Lineage: Eukaryota; Viridiplantae; Streptophyta; Magnoliopsida; Rosales; Cannabaceae
Product: disease resistance-like protein DSC1
Exons: 6
Coding region: 91-4059 (1322 amino acids)
Biological process (GO): signal transduction; defense response
Molecular function (GO): ADP binding
Source: RefSeq, a predicted model, not a curated record